Molecule: messenger RNA, 1215 nt
Organism: Odobenus rosmarus divergens (Pacific walrus)
Lineage: Eukaryota; Metazoa; Chordata; Mammalia; Carnivora; Odobenidae
Gene: PRR30
Product: chromosome unknown open reading frame, human C2orf53
Exons: 1
Coding region: 1-1215 (404 amino acids)
Source: RefSeq, a predicted model, not a curated record
AUGUUGCCUCAAAACAAGGACCAGGUGCUGCUACAGAACGCAGCGCCCCCUGGGCACCCCCCUCUGGGCCCCUCUCAACUUGGGCACUCCCCACCCAGCAACCUACCGCCUCUGCCUCCCCCGCGACCACCCCCUCUCUCCCACUCCCCUUGCUCCCCUCCACCACGGCCACGCUCUCCAGGCUCGCACUUCUACUCUUCUGACUCAAAUUCUGACUUUAUCCUACACCCUUACUCUUCCUCUCUCCCAAGUUCCCCCAGUUUCUUUCAUCAGAAUUACCUCUCUCUUUCCUGCCCCCCCUCUUCCUCGCCCUCCCACCAGCUGUACCCCUCCCCUACUCACACGCAUUCCUCCUCUCCCUCUCAGCUACAGAACACCUCUCUCCCCCACUCUCAUUGCCAGUCUCCUUCCCCCACAGGAGACCGCCCUAGCUCCACCGUCACUUCCCCGACCCCCAGCCUACCUUCUGGUGGGGUCCACUCAAACAGACAGACAUCGCCCUGGCAUCAGUACGGGGACACCAGCUCCCCUGAGGCGGCGGGGGAAUGCGUGGCAAGCGAGAGGAACCCUGCAGAGUUCAGGGACCCGGGAGCCCUGGCCCAAGCCCUGGUGGCCCAUCUGGGGCACCGGCGCAUUGCACACGACCUGCGGCUCCUGCUUUUGCAGCGCCUGUGGCUAGGGAGAACUGGCCAGGCCCCAGUUGUAGAAUAUCCCAUUUGCCUGGUGUGCCUCAAGCCGCGCAGCCCCUCUUGCCCCAUCCCCAGGUACAGGACUGGACCCCGGCUGCUUGCCUUCCCCCAGCUACUGCCCUGUGCACAGGGCCAGGAAUCCGGACCACUCCGCAUAGGUAUUGGUUUUGGCCUCCGCCUGCCUCGGGGCCAGGCCAGGGCCUUGCAUCUCUUGCCAGAAAGAAGGCCAGAGGAAGCAGGGCCUCAGGGCAAGGCUGCUCAGGCCCAUGGAUAUCAAACCCGGGCAUCCCACGCUCCAGCAGCUCAAGCAGCAGUGGCUCAGGCACGGGCCCAUCCAGCCCGGGGCACAUCCUCCCAGGCCACGAGUCUCAGAUCUACAGGCCUUCAGUCACCAAACUCUAUGCGCUUUUCAGGGCCUCUACCUCAGGCACCCAAACAAGCCACUGUCUCCCUGAAACCCAGGCCUUUCUCUGUGUCCAAGGGGCCUGCCUCUCCAGAGCCCAUUCUCCAAAAGUCACCACCCUAG